This is a messenger RNA of Capra hircus (goat), 496 nucleotides long. Its product is annotated as basic proline-rich protein. Bases 30 to 386 code for a protein of 118 amino acids. NCBI's taxonomy places the organism in Eukaryota, Metazoa, Chordata, Mammalia, Artiodactyla, Bovidae. The transcript is spliced from 4 exons. The record is from RefSeq and is a predicted model, not a curated record.
UUGAGAGCAAAUCCAGAGCUUCUUCCAAGAUGCUGCUGAUCCUGCUCUCAGUGGCCUUGCUGGCCCUGAGCUCAGUUCAAGGUUCAGUUUCUGAAAGCAGCAGUGAAGAGUCUCUGAGAACUGUAUUAGAUGAAACCAGCUCAGACUCAAGCUCAGAUGAGGAUGUUUUCAUACUAUCUCGUGGAAAACGCAGAGGAUCACCACCUUCUCCUAAUGAUGAAAAUGAAGAUGAGGAAGCUCCACCAGGGCCACCUCCACCAGGGCCACCUCCACCAGGACCACCUCCACCAAGACCACCCCCACCAAGUGAUGAUCCUCAGCCAAGUCCACCCUCACCAGAGGAGCAACCUGAGCAGAGUCCAGAUGAAGACUCACCAUCAGAGUAAUCUGAAAGUCAUUGUCAGAGCAUGAGUAUGAAGAUACCAGUCCUUCAGAAAGCCAUGACAUUGGAAGACAUCUGUCUUCAGUUUACCAAUAAAAUAAUCAGCAUCCAGUU